Sclerotinia sclerotiorum 1980 UF-70 is the source of this 1002-nucleotide messenger RNA. RefSeq lists its product as hypothetical. Gene Ontology annotation, molecular function: DNA binding. The transcript has 4 exons. The coding region runs from base 1 to 1002 and encodes 333 amino acids. The record is from RefSeq and is a predicted model, not a curated record. Lineage: Eukaryota; Fungi; Ascomycota; Leotiomycetes; Helotiales; Sclerotiniaceae. Gene Ontology annotation, cellular component: nucleus.
AUGUAUACCCAAUCACCUUUUACACCUGCUCAGAUUGAAGAGAAGCUUCAACAAGCUAUAGUUGCACUUCAAUUAAAAGAAUUUAAAUCAAUUAGAAAGGUUGCAGAGCAUUUUGAAGUCCCUAAGUCCACUCUAGCCGAUAGGCUGGCUGGGAAGAAAACACGUUCCCAAACCUACGAAAUGGCUCAAAUUCUUUCAAACGCAGAAGAAAAUACUCUUGUACAAUGGAUUCCACAACUCACGAUCACUGGAUUCCCUGCUACACCUAUAUUGAUGAAGGAAAUAGCCGACGAAAUUCGUCUUCGAUGUAUUCAGAUUGCAUCAUCUCGAAUUCCUACCUCAAUAGAAAUUCCAUCUAUAAACCACAAAUGGAUCUAUAGAUUCCAAAAACAAUAUCCAGAACUUAAAAUAUGCUAUUUAUAUCAAUUAGAAUCUAAUCGAGCUAAAAAGGUAACUCUGAAGAAUAUUCAGGCUUGGUUUGAUAUGUUUCAAUCCAAGAAAGUGUCAGAUGACCGACCUCGACUUUUGAUUAUGGAUGGCUAUUCAAGUUAUAUUACAGGCAGCUUUAUUGCUUUCUGUAUAGAGAAGGAUAUCGAUUUACUUAUAUUAUCUUCUCAUUGCUUCCACUUGCUUCAAUCACUUGAUAUUGCAAUGUAUGGGCCAAUGAAACGAUAUCAUGCUUUAAAGGUCGAUCGAUAUUCUCGAAUUGGUGUAAAGCGAAUUCAAAGAGCUGAAUGGCUCGCUGAUGCUCAGGAAGUAAUUGAGACUCGAAAAAAGAGAAUUAAAGGCAAAAGAGUCAAAUUACAAGGUCAAUUUGUCUUUAGUACUAAGGAAAUAUUGAAAAUAGUACAUGAAGCGAAGGAAAAACCUAAGGAGAAAAAGCUACGAGGACGACCACGCAAGCGCCCAAUUGAAGAAUCAGAAGAAGAGAUUGAAGAAGAAGAGCUAGAGAAUAGUUCAAAUGAUUCAGAAUUGGAAUUGGAGGAUUGUGAUCACUGGUGA